UAAAUAACGGAUGGGGUACGAGGGGGAGGUAGGGCAUUAACGGAAGUGAGAGAAGUCAAUGUUCAUGCCAUCAGGUUGGAGGCUACCCAGACGGAAUAUAAGGCAUUCACAGUAGAACAAGGAAUCAAUAGAAAAACAGCAAAGCCUGACAAACAACGAGAAAAAGAUGACAAACUGUUUUGUUUACAGGUUAGUUCCUGUUUACAGAUACUGUUGCAUAGAUUUGCGAAGUGUGCCCACAGAAAAGAAAUCUCAGAGUCAUGUGUGGUGACAGAACAUCAAAUGUGGAGGAAUUGCGACUGGGUAUCUCAGAUGGAAUAUCACAUCAGAUCGACACCCCACUCAGCUCCCCAGCACCUGAAUAUCAUCGGCCUGUGAACGUGGAAGGAGAGAUGCUGGUUUGUUUCACUUCAGACCCCAGGCAGUGAGGGCUGUUGCAGGGCACCAACCGUAACACAUUGGGGAGACGAUGUCCUCAGCGACGAUGAGAGAAACUGUUGACGUGAGGUCGGGAACCAGUUGCAGAGAAGCCGUGUAACUUCUUCCAGCCUGUGAAGGAGCGGGCAGUGAUCACUCCAGUGCAGAUUGGGAAAGGAACACCCACUGCAACGAGAGACCGUGUGUGACACGCUGGGGGAGGUGAGCUGACCUGAUCUGUGACCGGGAACGUGUUCACCACAUCCUUGUUUCUGCACCAGUGAAACGUUCCUUCUUUUGACUGAGAUAAACUUGAUCCAUUUCCCUGAGAGUAUUCCCAUGUUCUUUCCACCUGUUUCCAUUUGAGGACAGUAAUUAAUUUGGCCAUCUUUUUACUGACUGAUCACUGAGAUCCUGGGGAAACAUUGUCUUCCUGCUUCAGGCGCAUGUAGGAACUCACUCGGAGGCACGGGCAGAUUCACACCGGGAAAAGCUUCUCUGCAUGCAGGAAAGGAUUCACUUGCCCCAUCCCUCUUGGUGAUACACUAGUGAGGAGCAGCCGUUCAUCUGCUGCUAGUGGGACAAGCGGUUCAUUCGGUUGUCCAGCCUACUGAUACAACCAGCAGGGAGAGACUGUUCACUUAUCAAAGUGCGGAAAGGGAUUCACUCGGUCGUCCAGACUGCUGAUAGACCAGCAAAUUCACGCUCGGAAGAGACUGUUCACCUGCUUUUGGAUGUGGGAAGGGAUUCACCCGAAAUCCGGCCUACUGCCUCACCAGUGGGUUCACACCGGGGAGAGGCAGUUCACCUGCUCCGAGUGCAGGAAGCAGCUCACUUGUUCAUACAGCCUUCAGAUGCACCAACAAACUCACAUCGGAAAGAAGCCCUUCACCUGCUCUGAGUGCGGGAAGGGAUUCACUCGUUCAUAUGAUCUUCUGACGCACCACCGAAUUCACACUGGGGAGAGGCCAUACAUCUGCUCCGAGUGCGGGAAGGGAUUCAAUCAGUCGUCUGUCCUGGUGAGGCACCAGCAAACUCACACAGGGGAGAGGCCGUUCACCUGCUCCGAGUGUGGGAAGGGAUUCGCGCAGUCGUACAACCUACUGAUACACCAGCAAAUUCACACUGGGAAGAGACUGUUCACUUGCUCCAAGUGUGGGAAGGGGUUCACCCAGUCGUCCAACCUGCUGGCUCACCAGUUGGUUCACACCGGGGAGAGUUCCUUCAACUGCUCUGAGUGUGGGAAGGGGUUCACCCAAUUGUCCAAGUUGCUGGCUCACCAGCGGGUGCACACUGCGGAGAGGUCUUUCAACUGCUCCGAGUGCGGGAAGGGGUUCAUUCGGCCGUCUGAGCUCCUGAGGCACCAGCAAAUUCACACCGGGGAGAGACCCUUCAUCUGCUCCGAGUGUGGGAAGGGGUUUACUCGGUCGUACAAUCUUAAGGCGCACCAACGAACUCACACCGGGGAGAGGCCUUCCACCUGCUCCGAGUGCGGGAAGGGAUUCUGUCAGUCACAUGACCUCCUGCUGCACCAACAAAUUCACACUGUGGAGAGGCCAUUCACCUGCUCUGAGUGUGGGAAGGGGUUCACUCAGUCAUACAACCUACUGAUACACCAGCAAAUUCACACCGGCGAGAGACCGUUCACCUGCUCUGAGUGUGGGAAGGGGUUCACCCAGUCGUACAGUCUACUGAUACACCAGCAAAUUCACACUCGGAAGAGACUGUUCACCUGCUCUGAGUGUGGGAAGGGAUUCACCCAGUCAUCAAAGCUGCUGGCUCACCAGCGGGAUCACAGCGGGGGGAGUUCUUUCAACUACUCCUAGUGUGAGAGGGGGUUCUCCCAGUCAUCCAGAUCACUGGCUCAGCAGGCUGUUCACUCCGCGGAGAGGCCUUGUAUCUGCUUUGAGUGCGGGAAGGGAUUUACACGGUCGCAUAGCAUAUGAGAGCUUAAAUAUGCAGUACUUACGUGAGGCAUUUAAACACUUUUGCUGAUGACACAGCAGUGAGUUCACAAGUGACUGUGGGAACUGAUUCUGCAGUUAUUGCUGCUGUUGAUCACAUCCAGGUUUGGACCCUGGUUAUGGGGCACAUUUGGGUUGUUUCCCCCUUGAACUGCAGGUUAUACCCUCUGGAGCAUAGUAGGUUGGGGUGUCACCCAUGGAGGUUUAUAAAGUGAUGAAGGGCAUUGGUAUGGUGGAUAAUCACAGAGGUUUAUCAGGGUAGGGGAGUGUAAAACUGGAAGAGGGGACCAAAUGUAGUGUAUCUAAAUUGAGUGGAGAAGCAAAUUGUGCAGACGCUAUGAAGAGUCUGCAGAGAGAUAUAGAUAGGUUAAGUGAAUGGGCAAGGGUCUGGCAGAUGGAGUACAAUGUUGGUAAAUGCAAGGUCAUCCACUUUGGUAGGAAAAAUGGAAGAUCAGAUUAUUAUUUAAAUGGUAAAAGACUGCAGCAUUCUGCUGUGCAGAGGGACUUGGGAAUGCUUGUGCAUGAAUCACAAAAGGUUGGUUUGCAGGUGCAGCAGGCUAUCAAGAGGCAAAUGGAAUAAUGAUCUUCAUUGCUAGAGGGAUUGAAUUUAAGAGCAGGGAGGUUAUGCUGCAGCUAUACAAGGUACUGGUGAGGCCGCACCUGGAGUACUGUGUGCAGUUCUGGUCUCUUUACUUGAAGGAUAAACUGGCUUUGGAGGUGGUGCAGAGGAGGUUCACCAGGUUGAUUCCAGAGAUGAGGGGGUUAGACUAUGAGGAGAGAUUGAGUCACCUGGGACUGUGCUGGAAUUCAGAAGAAUGAGAGCAGAUCUUAUAGAAACAUAUAAAAUAUUAAAGGGAUAGAUAAGUUAGAGGCAGGAAAGUUGUUUCCACUGGUAGGUGAGACUAGAACUAGGGGACAUGGCCUCAAGAUUCAGGGAGUAGAUUUAGGACAGAGAUGAGGAGAAACUGCUUUUCCCAGAGGGUGGUGAAUCUGUGGAAUUCUCUGCCCAAUGAAGCAGUGGAGGCUACCUCAGUAAAUAUAUUUAUGACGAGGUUGGAUAGAUUAUUUGCAUAGUAGGGAAUUUAGGGUUGUGGGGAAAAGGCAGGUUUGUGGAGUUGAGUCCAUGGUCAGAUCAGCCAUGUUCUUAUUGAGUGACGGAGCAGGGGCAAUGGGCCAGAUGGCCGACUCCUGCUCCUGCUCCUAAUUCAUAGGUUGUUAUGUUAGAGGAUAUUGGUUUCAGGUGAGAGAGAGAGAAAGAUUGAAAUGGCUCAUUGGGGGCAAGUUUUUCACACAGAGGGUGGUGGGUGUCUGGCUCACAAUGCUAGAGGGAGUGGUAGAGGCAGGUACAAUUACAGUGACUGAAAAUCAUUUGGACAGUUUCAUGGACAGGAAAGGUCCAGAGGGAUGUUGGCCAGAUGCUGGUCAAUGGAUGAGUUCAGGUCACAACUAGUCAGUCUGAGGCAGUUGGGCUGGAGGACUUGUUUCCAUGCCUUCCACCUCAGACUCUGUCUUGUCUUCACACAACCCACUGGUAUGGACAUUGAGGUGGGGUGGGGCAUCACCCUGAUGUCACUGUGGUGCACUCUUCCCCCCUCCCACCCAUCCUGACCUUGACCCCUCAGGAUUGUCACAUACCAGCUGCCCUCAGUGCUCGGGCUCAUUGUGUUUUAUCCCAAUCCCUGCCCCUUGCUCUGACCCCCCGCUUCUCCACACUACCCUGCAGUGGGGUCACUCAUAGCAAAGCAUAGUGUGGGGGGGGGGGGAUUAUUCACAGCUCGGGAACA
This is a messenger RNA of Mobula hypostoma (lesser devil ray), 4165 nucleotides long. RefSeq names its product zinc finger protein 239-like. The transcript has 4 exons. Bases 1152 to 2243 code for a protein of 363 amino acids. NCBI's taxonomy places the organism in Eukaryota, Metazoa, Chordata, Chondrichthyes, Myliobatiformes, Myliobatidae. The record is from RefSeq and is a predicted model, not a curated record. Gene Ontology annotation, molecular function: DNA-binding transcription factor activity; RNA polymerase II cis-regulatory region sequence-specific DNA binding. Gene Ontology annotation, biological process: regulation of transcription by RNA polymerase II.